AGAAGGGAGCUUGUUCGGCGGCACAGAGGCGCGCGGGGCUGGGCCAUCCUCCAGGCGCAGCGCUGAGAAAGCCCAUCCCCCCGGCCCGGGGGUGGGGGGGGCCCGGAGAUUGCCCGCGACCCGCGCGGCGCGCAGCGAUGGAGUCCUCCUGGCUCGAGACGCGCUGGGCGCGGCCCUUGUACCUGGCCUUCGUGUUCUGCCUGGCCCUGGGGUUGCUGCAGGCCAUCAAGCUCUACUUGCGGCGGCGGCGGCUCCUGCGAGACCUGCGUCCCUUCCCCGGGCCCCCCACCCACUGGUUCUACGGGCACCAGAAGGUAAUGGAAGCGAGGGACGGAGAAGGUGCUGCCGAGGAUACCAGGCGGGCGGAGAGUUACUUCAGGAUGGUAAAAUGGAGAAAUUUGAGGAGGUUGUCGAAAAAUACCAUUGUGCCUUUCCUUGCUGGGUUGGGCCUUUUCAGGCAUUUUUUUAUAUCUAUGACCCAGACUACGCAAAGACAUUUCUGGGCAGAACAGAUCCCAAGUCCAAGUACCUGUACAAGUUCCUGAUUCCGUGUCUUGGAAAAGGACUGCUGAGUCUAGACGGACCCAAGUGGUUCCAGCACCGUCGCCUACUAACUCCUGGGUUCAAUGUUAACAUCUUGAAAUCAUAUGUCAAGGUGAUGGCCCAUUCUGUGAACACAAUGCUGGGUGAGUGGGAGAAGAUUUGCAGCCCUCAGGACACAGCUGUGGAGGUCUAUGAGCACGUCAACUUGAUGACCCUGGACAUACUUAUGAAAUGUGCUUUCAGCCAGGAGACCAACUGCCAGAUAAGCAGCACCCGUGAUCUUUAUGUUAAAGCAAUGUUUGAAGCCAGCAAAAUCAUCUUUUACCGCUCAUACAGUUUCUUACAUCACCAUGACAUCAUUUUCAAAUUCAGCCCUCAGGGCCACCGCUUACAGGAGAUGGUCAAAAUUCUACAUCAGUACACAGAAAAAGUAAUCCAAGAUAGAAAGAAAUUCCUCAAAGACGACAAGAAGCAUGGUAACACUCAGAAGCAGAAGUACCAGGAUUUUCUGGAUAUUAUCCUUUCUGCCCAGGCUGAAAAUGACAACAGCUUCUCAGAUACUGACCUAAGGUCUGAGGUGAACACAUUCAUGUUGGCAGGGCAUGACACCACGGCAGGGAGCAUUUCCUGGCUCCUCUACCACCUGGCUCUGAACCCUGAGCAUCAGGAGAGAUGCCGGGAAGAGAUCAGGGGCAUCCUGGGGGACGGGUCUUCUAUCACCUGGGACCAGCUGGGUGAGAUGGCAUACACCACAAUGUGCAUCAAGGAGUCACUCCGACUGGCGCCUCCAAUCCCAUCCAUUUCCAGAGAGCUCAGCAAGCCCAUUACCUUCCCAGAUGGACGCUCCUUGCCUGCAGGAAUAACUGUGGUUCUCAGUAUUUGGGGCCUUCACCAUAACCCUGCCAUCUGGGAAAAUCCAAAGGUCUUUGACCCCUUGAGGUUCUCCCAGGAGAAUUCUGAGCAGAGACACCCCCACUCCUUCUUACCAUUCUCAGCUGGACCAAGAAACUGUAUCGGGCAGCAUUUUGCCAUGAUUGAGCUAAAGGUGGCCAUUGCCUUGAUUCUACUCCGCUUCAAGGUGGCUCCGGACCCCACCAGACCUCUUGUCUUCUUGCACCAGAUUGUCCUCAAAGCCAAGGACGGGGUCCACUUGCACCUGAAGAAACUCUCCUGAUGUUACAGCCCCGGGUACAAAGAUUAUGUAUGUAUUCAAACUAUACAUGUAUAUAUAUAUAUACACACAGUUUGGAUAUAUAUAUCCAUCCAUCCAUACUACAUAUAUACAUACUAUAUAUAUAGUUUUAAAAUUAAACUACAGCUACUGGGCCAAGAAAAUGAAAAGGAAUAAAAAAAUAUGGUGGGAGGGUUAGGGGUAGGUGGGAUGGGGGUCUCUGUGUAACUGUACAUUAUCCAAAACCAUUUCUUUGGUGAUACCCUGUGUCACCUGGAUCUGUGUCUGUAUGAUUUGGGGAAAUUUUCCAAUCAUUUCUGUUUGAUUCUGGCUGCUGUUAAUGCUAUAUACCAAGAAUUUUGCUAGGUGACUUCCAUAAAUUUUCUGUUGCUUUUUAAGAUAGUUUUUGGAAUUACACAAUAGGUACACAUAUGCUUACAGUAGAAGAUAUCCAAUAUUCAAAAAGCAUGUAGAACAAAAAGUAAAAAUCCCACUCCACAUACCGUCCACCUCUCUGCCCUGACCAAUCCUACUCAUUUUCCUAAAAACAGAAUAGUUUGGUGUGCAUUCUUUCAUAACUUUUCCUAUACCUUUCAUAAAUACAUAUGUAUGUAUGUAUUUUUACAAAGGGGAUCGUAUCCAUAUUUUUCUUGCUUUUUUCACUUAAUAAAAAAUACAUCUUAUUCCUAAUCAUAGAUUCAUGAUAUUCUAUAAUAUGGAUGUAUUAUAAUUUAUUGAACUAUUUUCUUAUUAUUGGAUAUUUAAAUUAUUUGUGGUUUUUAAAAAAAUGCUUAUUGGCCAUUUGUGUUUAUGUUGUUGUCUGUGACUCAUACAUCACUUAUGCUUCUUUUUCCGUGGAGUUCUAUAUGAGUUCUUUAAUAUAGUGGGUGAUUGUCCUUGAUUGUAACUUUUCUUUAUAAUUUUCCUCAUUCUUUUACUUUUAUAAAACUGAAUGGUGUCUGUUAGCAUACAGAACUAAAUUUUCAUGAAAUAAGAUAAAUAAACUUUUCUUUAUGGUUUCUGGGUUGUAAUCUUGGAUAAGAAAACCUCCAUCUGGAAUAUUAUCUAGAUAUUCUAUGUCGUUUCCUGGUGCUAACAAUGCUUGUGAAAGCGAAGGAAACAGUCAAAAAAACUAAGAGGCAGCCCACGGAAUGGGAGAAUAUAUUUGCAAAGGACACUACAGAUAAGGGGACUGUUA
Ailuropoda melanoleuca (giant panda) is the source of this 2912-nucleotide messenger RNA. RefSeq names its product cytochrome P450 4X1. NCBI's taxonomy places the organism in Eukaryota, Metazoa, Chordata, Mammalia, Carnivora, Ursidae. The transcript is spliced from 12 exons. The coding region runs from base 389 to 1717 and encodes 442 amino acids. Gene Ontology annotation, molecular function: monooxygenase activity; heme binding; iron ion binding. The record is from RefSeq and is a predicted model, not a curated record.